CCUGUCUCUGUUUAUUUAUUUCUCUUUUUUUCCCCCUUUUUAAUUAUCAUUAAUUCACUCCUACACCUCUCUCUCUCUCUCUCUCUCUCUCUCUCUGUGAAACCCUAAAAGCUCGCCAAUCAUUCAGCUCAGGCGAUAGGCUUCGAAUUGGUAAGCUUGGCCAUAAUGAGGAAGGGAAACUUAAUCCCUAAUCUCAAACUUACUCUCCCUCCCCCCGACGAGGUCUCCUUGGCCAAGUUCCUGACUCGAAGCGGUACGUUUAUGGAUGGCAACCUGCUCGUGAACAGAGACGGGGUUCGAAUUGUCUCUCAGACUGAAGUUGAAGCUCCACCUCCUAUCAAGCCAACAGACAACCAGUUGAGUUUAGCGGACAUUGACACUAUUAAAGUCAUAGGAAAAGGCAAUGGUGGAAUUGUGCAAUUGGUGCAACACAAAUGGACUGGUCAGUUCUUUGCAUUAAAGGUAAUUCAAAUGAAUAUUGAGGAGUCAUAUCGCAGGCAAAUAGCUCAGGAGUUGAAAAUUAAUCAAUCGGCACAAUGUCCAUAUGUCGUUGUCUGUUACCAGUCUUUCUAUGAUAAUGGUGCUAUUUCAAUCAUCUUAGAGUACAUGGAUGGUGGAUCUCUAUUAGAUUUUCUGAAAAAAGUCAAAACAGUUCCAGAGCCAUAUCUUGCUGCUAUCUGUAAGCAGGUGCUGAAGGGUUUGCUGUAUCUUCAUCAUGAAAAGCACGUUAUCCACAGGGACUUGAAACCCUCUAAUUUGUUGAUAAAUCAUAUAGGGGAAGUAAAGAUUACUGACUUUGGUGUGAGUGCAAUUUUGGCAAGCACCUCUGGGCAGGCCAAUACGUUUGUUGGCACGUACAACUAUAUGUCUCCAGAGAGAAUUGUUGGAGGCAAAUAUGGCUACAAAAGUGACAUUUGGAGUUUGGGAUUAGUAUUGCUCGAGUGUGCAACAGGUCAAUUCCCAUAUUCACCACCAGAGCAGGGUGAAGGAUGGGUAAACUUUUAUGAGCUUAUGGAAACUAUCGUUGACGAACCACCACCUUCUGCACCUUCGGAUCAAUUUUCUCCACAGUUCUGCUCUUUUAUUUCUGCAUGUGUUCAGAAAGAACCAGAAGCUAGACUGUCAGCACAUCAACUUAUGGCUCAUCCUUUCAUUACCAUGUAUGAAGACUUGGAUGUUGAUCUCUCAUCUUACUUCACCAGUGUAGGAUCUCCACUUGCAACCUUGUAAAACUUAUCUGGAUCAAAAUCCUUAACUUUCAGUGAAGUUACGAUGUUUCCCAUCUGUCGAUAUCUGUUGACAAUGGCAAAAGGAGGGCACACAACCAGCUCAUAGUUGCAUCUGGGGACAAAGAAACCAAUGAAAUGAUGCUGUUUUUUAUACAUAUAAGGCAAAAACAGCAUUCAACAUGCAAGCGUUUUCCUGCAAGCCUAAUAGAGCAUAGCCUUAUGUCUUUCAACAAAGCAAAUCAGACUAGCAAAUUAGGGCUAGGGAACUCUUUAGCAGUUGAGAGAAGCCUGCAAGCUGGAUGCGGCCAGUGCCUUGAAUGUGGCAUUAUUCUAAGCACAGUUCAUGUGCUGCUACUACCUCGAGCUUGUCUUCCAUGCAGUUGGAUAUUGUAGUAAUACUGAUGGAACUAAUCAUUGGCUGAUUAAAAAUUUUUGGGCUACUGAGUGUUGUGAGAAGGGGCAUUUGAGGAUGCAAAGUAACUUUGAGACUAAGGAAUACCUCUGUGUUAUUGCCAUGAGAGGUUCUUUUAUUUUUUGCAUUAAUAUUUUAUCUGGAUGCAUUAAUAUUCAAUGUCUUGUAAUUUAGAUAUUUAUACAGAUUGUGCACUUUUGUAA
Juglans microcarpa x Juglans regia is the source of this 1844-nucleotide messenger RNA. RefSeq names its product mitogen-activated protein kinase kinase 2-like. The record is from RefSeq and is a predicted model, not a curated record. Gene Ontology annotation, cellular component: cytoplasm. NCBI's taxonomy places the organism in Eukaryota, Viridiplantae, Streptophyta, Magnoliopsida, Fagales, Juglandaceae. Bases 166 to 1230 code for a protein of 354 amino acids. The transcript has 9 exons. Gene Ontology annotation, molecular function: ATP binding; protein serine/threonine kinase activity. Gene Ontology annotation, biological process: protein phosphorylation.